Messenger RNA from Leptinotarsa decemlineata (Colorado potato beetle), 1166 nucleotides. RefSeq names its product Zinc/iron regulated transporter-related protein 102B (gene Zip102B). Gene Ontology annotation, cellular component: membrane. NCBI's taxonomy places the organism in Eukaryota, Metazoa, Arthropoda, Insecta, Coleoptera, Chrysomelidae. The record is from RefSeq and is a predicted model, not a curated record. Gene Ontology annotation, biological process: transmembrane transport; zinc ion transport. Gene Ontology annotation, molecular function: metal ion transmembrane transporter activity.
UGGAAAACGCUAUUUCAUGUGACACAUGUCACAUGUAUCAAUGAUUCUGUGACGUACUCAAAUGUUUUAUUUUUAUUUGUAAAAGUUUGUUAGUAAAUUUUUUAUGUUUUUCUAAUAAAUUUUAGUACGUAUGCAUUUUUGUAAUACGUUUGUUAAAACUAUGCAUAAGUGACGAAACGAUAGUAUCAAUAAAACAUAGGUAGUUGAUAAUUCCACGUCAGAAAAAAUAUGGAAGAAACUUCUAUGCUAAUAGCAUUAGUUUUAGUCAUGCUAGUUGGUUCUUUUUUGGCUGGAUCUAUACCGUUAUUCUUCAGUUUUUCAGAGGAUAAACUAAAAAAAAUUACUGUUUUUGGAGCAGGCCUCCUGGUAGGAACAGCUUUAACUGUGAUAAUCCCUGAAGGUGUGAGGUCACUGAUACCUGAAGAGUCACACCAACAUGCUCAUAACGAGUCUAAAACACUUGAGCACAAAGACCCGUUAUCUGUGAUAGGAAUUAGCUUAGUACUGGGGUUCAUAUUCAUGCUUCUGGUGGAUCAGAUUUCACAAAGCAGAAAUGAAAACCUCAACCCAUCUGAAAGAAACGUCACAGCGACGAUAGGUUUGGUGGUUCAUGCAGCAGCCGAUGGUGUAGCCUUAGGUGCUGCUGCAACAACUAGUCAUGCGGAUGUUGAAAUAAUAGUUUUUUUGGCCAUUAUGCUUCACAAAGCUCCAGCUGCUUUUGGUUUGGUAACAUUUCUUUUACAUGAAGGCAUAGAUAGACAAAGAAUAAGAAAACAUUUGUUAAUAUUUUCCCUCUCUGCACCCAUUUUGACUUGCUUAACUUAUUUUGGAAUUGGACAGAAGCAAAAGGAAACACUCAAUUCUAUGAAUGCAACAGGGAUUGCUAUGCUAUUUUCUGCCGGAACAUUCCUUUACGUAGCGACUGUUCACGUUUUGGCUGAUAUAACCCAAGCUCAAUCAUCCUACGACAAGCUUCCUCUGACAGAGUCAACAAAGCAGAGUGCCUCAAGUUCUAGGCUGAAAACUAUAGAACUGGUUUUUCUCAUUAUGGGCUGUCUGUUUCCUCUGUUUUUGUCUCUUGGUCAUCAUCAUUAAAUCUCAUUUAUGUAAAUAUACAUUUAUUUAUUACCUUUGGAAUAUUAGUCGGCAAUAAAACCUCUUAUGUA